CGCGCUCCGCUCAGAACGCCUUCAGCUGCUGAGAGGAGAAGGAGAGCUGCAACGAUGCCUGAGCCAGCGAAGUCCGCUCCUGCGCCCAAGAAGGGCUCCAAGAAGGCGGUGACCAAGACCCAGAAGAAGGGGGACAAGAAGCGCAAGAAGAGCAGGAAGGAGAGCUACUCCAUCUAUGUCUACAAGGUGCUGAAGCAGGUCCAUCCUGACACCGGCAUCUCCUCCAAAGCCAUGAGCAUCAUGAACUCCUUUGUCAAUGACAUCUUCGAGCGCAUCGCUGGAGAAGCCUCCCGCUUGGCCCACUACAACAAGCGCUCCACCAUCACCUCCAGGGAGAUCCAGACCGCCGUCCGGCUCCUUCUUCCAGGAGAGUUGGCCAAACAUGCCGUCUCCGAGGGCACCAAGGCCGUCACCAAGUACACCAGCUCCAAGUAG
Molecule: messenger RNA, 435 nt
Organism: Sceloporus undulatus (fence lizard)
Lineage: Eukaryota; Metazoa; Chordata; Lepidosauria; Squamata; Phrynosomatidae
Product: histone H2B 1/2/3/4/6
Exons: 1
Coding region: 55-435 (126 amino acids)
Cellular component (GO): nucleosome
Molecular function (GO): protein heterodimerization activity; DNA binding; structural constituent of chromatin
Source: RefSeq, a predicted model, not a curated record